Molecule: messenger RNA, 2845 nt
Organism: Hippocampus zosterae (dwarf seahorse)
Lineage: Eukaryota; Metazoa; Chordata; Actinopteri; Syngnathiformes; Syngnathidae
Gene: islr2
Product: immunoglobulin superfamily containing leucine-rich repeat 2
Exons: 2
Coding region: 134-2362 (742 amino acids)
Molecular function (GO): protein binding
Source: RefSeq, a predicted model, not a curated record
GCGCAGAGGAUCCGACACUCGCAGCAGAAAGAGAGGGAGUGAGGGGGGCGGCGGGAAUCACCCACGGAACGCAAACUGCUCACUGGGACGAAAAACAUGUUGCCUCCAUCGCUCCCAUCGCUGCAAAAGUCGUAUGAAAUGUGUUACUCUUGAGAUUUUUCUUGCACUUCUGAGAAUUUUUUGGCUCAAAAGUAGACUGCGAUUAAUUAGAAGCGGAAUUGAAGUUACCACUGGACAGGUGCAGAAAAUGGUGCCAAAGCUCGUGGCGCUCGCGGCUUUGUGGCUGACGCUGCUGGCCAAGGUGCGCUGCUGCCCGGAGCAGUGCACCUGCCAGGACAAAUUCGCCCACCAGUUCGCAGACUGCGCUUACAAAGACCUGCUGGCCGUGCCCGUGGGUCUGCCCUCGAACGUCACCACCGUGGGCCUCUCGGCCAACAAGAUCAAAUCUCUGAAAAGCAAAAGCUUCGUCAAUAUCACUCAGGUCACAUCUCUCUGGCUGGCCCACAACGAAAUUGUCUCCAUUGAGACGGACACGCUGGCCCCGUUGAUUCAACUGCGCAACCUGGAUAUCAGCUACAACAAAAUCGUCAACUUUCCAUGGGAGGACUUGCUGAAUCUGACCGCCUUGCAACUCCUCAAAAUGAACAACAACGAGAUGGUGAACCUGCCCAAGGACGCCUUCUCCACGCUCAAAGAUCUGCGCUCGCUGCGUAUCAACAACAACAAGUUCACCACCAUCGUUCGGGGUACCUUUGCCGCUCUGUCCUCCAUGUCCCACCUGCAGAUCUACAACAACCCCUUCUCAUGCUCCUGCAGCCUGGAGUGGUUGAGGGACUGGAUCUCCACCACCAAGAUCUCCGUGCCCGAGCCAAAUUCGAUUCUGUGCGAGGCUCCCGAGGACCUGAAGGGUGUCGCGGUUACAAAAAUCCCCAAGCUGGACUGUCAGGUUCCUGUUGUCACGAUAACCUUCCAACCCGACAUUGGCAGUGUAGAGCUGGUUGAGGGCUCCACGGUGGUCUUGAACUGUGAGACCAAGGGAAGUCCAAAACCGCUGGUUAGCUGGGAGGUCAUUGCAGGGAAUCAGAACUUCCUGUUCCCUUUGCCCUCCGCGGGCGAAGCCCACGACCUGCCAAUCAACGACAAGACCACCAAGGGUCACUUCCUGGUUUUUCAAAAUGGCACCCUGGUCGUCCCUCGCCUGACUAAAAAGGAAGACGGUAAUUACACCUGCCUGGCGGUGAACGAUCUGGGCAAGGCCGAGAGCACGGUCAAACUGUCCCCGGCGGCGAACAAAAAACACGUGGCGGCGGAUUCCACUGUGGACAAGAUCCGCCCGUCCUACAACAAGCCCACUCAGCCCAAGAACUCCAAAAACAACGUGAUCAACUGGACCAAGGACAGGACCAAGAUCAUGCCAGACGGUCCCUCGGACAAAGAAGACGGCGCCCAGAAGGACUGGGUUUCCAAAGACCCCGUGGUUACCAGCAAGUGCGGCGUGCGAGACGGCAGCGAAUACGUUUCCAACCACGCCUUCAACAUGAGCCUGGACGACCUCAAGCAGUACACCUUCGAUUUUGGCGUCAUCGCCCUGGAGGUGUCGGAGACGGAGGCCAGGGUCAAGCUGAACCCGCUGCAGCUAGCCCGCAGCAAGUCCAACCUUCACCUGAGCCAAAGUGACAUCGCCGACACGGUGGUGAGGGAGCCCGUCGGUCUGUACAAGUCGGCCUCGGAGAAAGCCGCUCCGGACAUGCUCUACAUCUGCGUGGACACGGGAAACGGACACUCCCUCAUCAAGUGGUCUAACAUCGAAGAGGGGGUCAACUCCUAUCACUUCACCGGAUUACACCCUGGCACCAACUACACUCUUUGUCUCACGUACGGGGGACAAGACUGUCAAGUCCAAGUGGUCUUCACAACCAGGAAGAAGAUCCCUUCUCUUCUCAUUAUCGUGGUGGUGAGCAUUUUCCUCCUGGGCCUGGCCACCGUGCCCCUCCUGGGGGCCACCUGCUGCCACCUUCUCUACAAAUACCAAGGGAAGACCUACAAACUCAUCAUGAAAGCGCACAAUCCCGACCAGAUGGAGAAGCAAAUGACCGGAGACUUCGAUCGGAGGGCGUCCUUCGUGGAAUCCGAGAAGACCUUCGACCCCAGCGAAAUGGGCGAGGAAGGCGGGGAUCCCCCCGAGGGAGACGGUGAAGCCGAGGGCAGCGCGGCCACGGGAUCCCUCCGCGGGUCUUCAUCCAAGACCAACCAGGAGGAGUUCGAGGUGGGCUCCGAGUACAGUGACAGACUCCCGCUGGGAGCGGAAGCCGUCAACAUCUCAGAGGAGAUCAACGGAAACUACAAGCAGCCAAGCCGCUGAGAGCCUUGUAAGAUCCCCCUUCCUUUUAAUCCACAAAUAAUUCUUUUAUUUUCCUUUAUUUUUAACCUCAGAAAAAAAAAAAACACCUCGCCUGUCACUGAGAUUGGAAGAGUCUCUUGUAAUAUUAAACAACGUCUUUACGCACCAAAAGAGGCGCUCAUUCAACUGCGCAGAACAGCGACUGGAUUAAAAAUUCAGCAAUUUGUCCGCCGGUUUUUCCCAACGUUUACUAAACCGCGGCACAUAUUUUAAGAUAUCCUUUAUUUGUCCCGCAAUGGGGACAUUUACAGUCAGAGUUCAGAAAGGAAACCACAAGGUAGGGGGGGGGGGGGGGGGGGGAACACGCUCGAACUAUCCUCUUCUGAGGAUAAUUUAAAUCCAGAAUAAAAAAAAACAAACAAAAAAAACCCCACAUUAGAUUGGCAAAAAUGUCACGGCACGAACGAUACAGUCACAAAGCGUAGCGUUCGACGGAUUGACAUU